AUGACAAACAUUAACCAAAACAAAUGCAUUACAGGUCUAGACAUUGAGACAUGUUUGGAGGCGUUUGGCAAUCAUUUCCUAAAAUACACGCAAAUCAAUGGCUACGACAAACUGCUUCGGGUGUUGGGCAGCAAUCUGUACGACUUUCUCACCAAUUUGGACAAUCUUCACGACCACCUCAGCUCCAUAUACCCGGGUAUGAGAGCGCCCUCUUUUCGGGUCACAAACACCAGCGAAGGGUCAAUGCAUUUGCAUUACUACAGCGAGCGUAAGGGCCUGUCGGCCAUCGUUAAGGGUCUGGUGAUGAUUGUGAGCAAAGAGUUCUUCGGCACCGAAGUGGUGGUCAACACUGUGGAGGAGUGCGAAGACGGACACGUCAUACUGGAAGUGCUCCGUAAGGAUCAGGAGGUGGACAGCGGCGAGGCGUCGCUUAAACUGGUGCCCCAAAAGCACCAACUAUUGCUGAGUUCGCAGCCGCGGGACCUACUGUUCAGCACCCGGACCAUUUGCGAGGCCUUCCCUUUCCAUAUGAUGUUUGGCCCCGACUUUCAGAUCAUACAAAUCGGCAAUUCGUUAAAAUCGUUGUCCCGGAGUCUGUGGACUCGCGGCCAACCGGUGCCCAAAUUUACCGACUUGUUUGCCAUCAGUCGGCCAAUGAUUGAGUGCACAUUCGACGCGAUACUCAGUUACUGUAAUCAAGUGUUUGUCGUGAAGAGCACCGACCGGUUCAUCAACACCGACACCAAUAGAAGCCAAAGCGGCCGCAAUCGGACCAUCAGUGUUGAGUCGGACAGAGGCAGUGAUCUGAAGCAAAGCUCAACGGACAGCGGGACCGACACCGCGGUACCCAAACUGCGGCUGAAGGGCCAGAUGGUACCGGUGCCCGAAUCCAAUGCCAUACUAUUCCUGUGUUCGCCGCGUGUGAACGGUUUGGAUGAGAUGAAACGGCUGGGGCUAUACAUGACAGACAUCCCGGUUCACGACCGCACCCGCGAUCUCAUCCUAAUGUCCCAUCAGAGACGCGGCGAACGGGAAUUGGUUGAGAAGUUGGACGAAGCGACUAAUCAUAUCCGCAUUUUGGACAGCAAACUCCGCGACGAGAAUAAACGCACGGAAGAGAUACUGAACAAUAUAUUUCCGCCCAAAAUAGCCCGCAUGUUGUCGCAAAACAUCCGGGUAAAGGCCGAGAAUUUUGAACCGGUCAGUUGCCUGUUCUCCGAUAUUGUCGGCUUCACCGCAAUGUGCGGCAGCCCUCGCGUGGAGCCCAUGGAUGUCGUCCGUCUACUCAAUCGCCUGUACAUACAGUUUGAUAACUUGACUAAUGUUUACGGCGUGUAUAAAGUGGAGACUAUAGGCGACGCCUAUGUAGUGGUGGGCGGACUCCCGGAGUCGGUGGCCGAUCACGCGGAUAGAGUGGUCCAAAUGGGCUUAGCUAUGGUUAAAGUGACGCAUACUGUUCAGUCGCCAGUCGAUGGAAAGCGUAUACAAGAAAUGUUGCCAAUAAUGAGCCGGAGUGGGGUUAAGUUGAGGGGCGCCUCCUUUCUCAUGCAUAAGGUAUACAACGAUGACGUGACCCUCAAAUUGAUCACAACUACCAGUGAAGUCGUCGGUCUAGACAUUGAGACAUGUUUGGAGGCGUUUGGCAAUCAUUUCCUAAAAUACACGCAAAUCAAUGGCUACGACAAACUGCUUCGGGUGUUGGGCAGCAAUCUGUACGACUUUCUCACCAAUUUGGACAAUCUUCACGACCACCUCAGCUCCAUAUACCCGGGUAUGAGAGCGCCCUCU
Molecule: messenger RNA, 1788 nt
Organism: Medioppia subpectinata
Lineage: Eukaryota; Metazoa; Arthropoda; Arachnida; Sarcoptiformes; Oppiidae
Source: the annotation of a GenBank genome assembly